ACGAUCUGGGGGUGUUUGGUUAUGCCUGGGAAAGUUUGCUUACAUCGUCAGCCAUUGGAUUCUCCUGUGGAGAGGAGGAAUCGUGUGUAACGUUACAUGAGAACCAAACCAGGGUCACCUUUCUUGUUUUUACCCUUUUUGUCUCUUUCCUGAGAUAAAAGGUGGCAUCAUCAGAGCGCGUUUGGUGUUAGUGGGUCUUUGGCAGCUGAUGUUUCCACUUCACCUGCCUGCCCAAACCGAUAUUCAGCGACAGAUGACAGUGACAGGCAGGGUGUUGUUAGCUGUUCAGCGAUAAGAGAUAAACUGGGUGAAGGCGGCUGUCAGGCGCAGAUAAAACGGAUAUUAACGGUCUAAACUGGAAAAUGUAGCGUUAAGAAGCCCAGCAGCUGCUCAGCCAUGGACACGGUGCGUUGACCUCCCCGUGGAAAGGCUAACAUGUUUUUUUCCGAGUGGACUUAACAGUUCACACUGAACUGAAUCUCAUUGACCACUAAGGACAAUAGGCCAAUACUUAUACUUCCUGUGACUUGUUGUUGAGCUGUUAUCAACAAUUCAACUCGGACGAUGCAGCUCUUAAUUUGCUUGUCGAGGUGCUCGCAUGGAGCGCAUGUGUCCAAACUCAAGCCAACGCAGCCGAGGACGUUGUGGCUGCAGCACCGUCCGACUCCCUCAGCUGCCCUCCGGAGGAAGAGGCUGUCGACCGGGGUCACGUCGUCAGGCAGCCCGACACCUGCCUUCCUGCUCUCCUCUUCCGGCCCCUUCGUGUCUGUCUGGCCCUGCAGUCCACUCAGAGGUCUCUCCAUACUCCGUUCACACACACCGACAGGCCGACCAGUCACACACACACCUGUUGCCUUUGCCACCUCGUCAGCCGGAUCAGUGAAGACCCAGACGGACACGGAGAGCGGCCAAACGCCGACCACGGUCCCCCUGGAUGAUGUGAAAAGGAUUUUGCAACUUGCUCACCCGGAGAGAUGGAGCCUGGCAGCUGCUUUGGGCUUCCUAACGGUCUCCAGUGCUGUAACCAUGUCAGCUCCAUUCCUCCUGGGUAAAGUGAUUGACACCAUCUACACUACUGGAACGGACACAGAGACAAUGACCGCCUCCCUGACAUCAUUAUGUAUCAUGCUGACGGGAGUGUUCCUGUGUGGUGCGGCAGCCAAUGCUGCCAGAGUCUACCUCAUGCAGACCUCAGGCCAACAGAUUGUUCGCAAUCUCCGAGCCGCCGUCUUCUCCUCCAUCCUCAGACAGGAAGUGGCAUUUUUUGACAGGAAUAGGACCGGCGAGCUCAUCAACCGCCUCUCUGCUGACACAGGCGUGGUGGGCCGCUCCAUCACUGACAACCUAUCCGAUGGACUGAGAGCCGUCGCCCAGGCAGCUGCUGGCGUCAGUAUGAUGUUCUACGUCUCUCCCAGUCUUGCGAGCUUUGUGUUGCUGAUUGUUCCUCCUGUGGCCGGUCUGGCUGUAGUCUAUGGCCGAUACCUUCGUUCCAUCUCCAAAUGCACACAGGACGCACUCGCUCAAGCCACACAGUUGGCAGAGGAGCGUAUCAGCAACUUGCGGACGGUCCGAGCUUUUGGUAAAGAGCUGUCAGAAGUCAACGCGUACACACAGAAGACAGACCAGGUCCUCAGCCUGGCCCGGAAGGAAGCUGUACUACGAGCGGGCUUCUUUGGAGUGACUGGACUCAGUGGUAACAUCAUGAUCCUGUCAGUGCUGUACAAAGGAGGCCUCUUAAUGGCCUGCCAGCACAUGACGGUGGGAGAGCUGUCGUCGUUCCUCAUGUACACCUUUUGGGUGGGCAUCAGCAUUGCAGGUCUGAGUUCAUUCUACUCUGAGCUGAUGAAGGGGUUUGGAGCAGGAACCAGACUGUGGGAGCUGCUGGACAGGAAGCCUGAGUUUCCUCUAAAUGAAGGCCUUGUGCUUCCUCCAGACCAGCUGAAGGGUCAGUUGGAGUUCUCUGAUGUCUCCUUUGCCUAUCCGACCCGUAACGAGGCUCCUAUUUUCCAGAACCUCAGUCUGUUGGUCCCAGCUGGUACCAUCAUGGCUGUGGUGGGACCUAGUGGCUCUGGAAAAUCAACCCUGGUCUCACUGCUGCUCAGGCUGUACGACCCCGAAGCGGGUAUCAUCACUAUAGAUGGUCAUGACAUCAGAGAACUGAAUCCCUAUUGGCUCAGGAGUCACAUAGGAACUGUCAGCCAGGAGCCAGUGCUGUUUUCUUGCUCCAUAAGAGAUAAUAUUGCAUAUGGCGCAGUGGACCCAGACGCUGUGACCACAGAGGACAUCUACACAGCAGCCAGAGUGGCCAACGCCUUUAAUUUCAUCCAGGAUUUUCCUCAGGGCUUUGACACUAUAGUGGGGGAGAAAGGAGUGCUGCUGUCAGGAGGGCAGAAGCAGAGGAUAGCAAUAGCCAGAGCUCUGAUCAAAAAUCCUAAGAUCCUGUUGUUAGACGAGGCUACCAGUGCACUGGAUGCUGAGAAUGAGUUCCUGGUCCAGGAGGCCUUGGAGCGUCUGAUGGAAGGGAGGACAGUCGUAAUCAUCGCUCACCGUCUGUCCACCAUCCAGAAUGCGAACGCCGUUGCUGUACUGGACCAGCGGCGUAUUGCUGAGUGUGGGCAGCACACUGAGCUGCUGGGCAACAGGCAAGGGCUGUUCAGAAAACUGAUGGAGAAGCAGGCGUUUCUCCAAGAUGAGCAGCAACAAGCACUUCGCUGAGAGCACAGGGAGUAAAGACGAGUGGAUGAGGAAGAUCUCAGAACUGUAGGGGGCAGUGCCUGGGAAGAAGUGCCUUUGCUCCAGAAGGGUGGGAGCAGAGGGGGAAAAGAAGAACUAGAGAUGGAUACAAGCUGAAAGAAAGCUGAGCUUUCUACAGGACUACAGAUGGACACCAGAGAAGGAGGAGAAUGUAAACCAUUGAGAAACAUUAAAUGGGUUUUCUUCAAUGUUUUCUCUCUGAAGUGACUAUUUAGCACAACAUAGAGAACCAUUUGGACAUGAAACAGACCUCAGAACUGAAACAUGGAUGGAGAGUUCAUAGAGAUGCUAUAUUUUUUAACUAUCUAAUUCAACACUGAAUGAGAGUGAAAAUGAGAAAUGAUGAAUACACACAGGAAGCUCAUAGCCUACAUGUCAUUUUUUUUAAACCAUAGUUUUGGGAAAAAGCCCAAAUCCUGUUUUAUAUCGUGAAUGCAUACCUUAGUAAGUGUGCAGAAUGAAAAUGUGAUGGUUUGAAUGACUUUCCUUUUUUGUAGUUUGUUAUCAUGUCACAAUUUUCAUAACCAAACCAAAAAAACAGUCCAGUGUCAUGUAUACAAAACUGCUAAAUGUGUAUUUGUUUCCACGUAACAUUGAUUUUUAAAACUCGAAGCAUCCAUGCAGAGACUUUUUACAGUCCAUUUUGAAGCCAAAUGAAGCAGCUAUUUGUGUUGUUGGACUGAACACUCUGUAUGCACAUUUGCCAUGAAAAAUAUGAGUAAUCCUGUAAUUCACAGCUACACAUAUAAAAACAUUAUUUCCAAGGAUUUGGUCUCAGUUAAACACAUUUCAAUGGGAUGGGUUUGCCAAUAUGUUUAGGUUCAAUUCGUUUUUCUUGCUUUGCCCAGGAACAGCUCAUCUUCCAUCAAUCUUUAUAUGUCAAACUAAAUAAAAUGUGCACAGUUACUUGGGAAAUUUUAUUGAAGUGUCUAAACAGUGUCUUUUCUGGUAGUUCUGCUGUUCCCGGGGAGGGUGGGUGCAGGAGACAAGUCAUCAAAGUCAGAGGUCUUAUAUCUUGUCUUGUAAUCCCAGUCAACUUUCAUGGUGUAAAAACAAAAAAGCAACAUUACAACUUCCUGACUCAAAACCACAUGCAUGUUAGCACUGUUGAGCCAGCUUACUAUUAUAGCUGGCAGAGAGGCAUGUGAAAAGCCCUCUUCACUGCUCAGGGGAACCGUGGAGCAGAGUGUUACACCCAACAUGCAAAUAAGCUUAACUUGAAUUCAAAAGGGACUGUGGAUCGGAUGGUUUGCUUGUGAGAAACAACUAGAAGAGAAGCUCUAAUUUACAAGUGAUCACAUAACAUUUAAGUCAGGUCUCUAUCCAAAACUAUGUUUCCUAUAUUUGUAUUGUCUAUUUCAAAAAAAGAGGUCAGAUAGUAUGUUGGAGGAGCUUUCUGUCACAUUAAUUUGAUCUAAUUGCACCUGUGUGCAUUUCUCUAGGACUUAUUUGUAUGUUUUUUACAGGGGAUUUUUGUGAAUAUAACUCAGUGACGCACAGAGACUCUGAAACAGUGUCACAGUAACAACGGCAUGUUACAGACAUCUGAAUUACUCACUCUACAAUAUUUUAAAAAAAAGAGAUUCAUGAAUACAACAUUAGAAAGUUUGCAUGCUCUUUAUUUUCCUUUUGCUUCUUGUUAUAAUUUGAGUGAUCACAAAAUAUUUUCAUUUUUUCACAACAUGUACAUCUUCAUUUUGAACUAAAAUGUAAUUUUCAUAUGAUGCCUUGAACAUCUUAUGUCCAGACUUGUGUUGUGGUUCCUGUGUGAAAGAACAUUGGUGAUAUUACCAAACCCUUCCCAUUCAAAUUUAAUAGAAACAUCAUGUUUUCUAAAAGAUCUCCUCACCACUUACUUUAUAAAGUAAACACUGAAAGUCUGUGCAUUAAUGAUGGAUCCAUGUCAUAAAUAAUAUGACCGAAAAUUAUGUAUGAUAGAUUUUUUUAUUUUUGUGUUUGCUAAAUUACUAUGCUUCUAUGUAAAGGUAAAUAAAGUGAGAUAUUGAUAGUU
Cyclopterus lumpus (lumpfish) is the source of this 4765-nucleotide messenger RNA. RefSeq names its product ATP-binding cassette, sub-family B (MDR/TAP), member 10 (gene abcb10). Gene Ontology annotation, biological process: transmembrane transport. The transcript has 14 exons. The record is from RefSeq and is a predicted model, not a curated record. Gene Ontology annotation, molecular function: ATP hydrolysis activity; ABC-type oligopeptide transporter activity; ATP binding. Lineage: Eukaryota; Metazoa; Chordata; Actinopteri; Perciformes; Cyclopteridae. Bases 565 to 2715 code for a protein of 716 amino acids. Gene Ontology annotation, cellular component: membrane.